Molecule: messenger RNA, 165 nt
Organism: Suillus clintonianus
Lineage: Eukaryota; Fungi; Basidiomycota; Agaricomycetes; Boletales; Suillaceae
Exons: 1
Coding region: 1-165 (54 amino acids)
Source: RefSeq, a predicted model, not a curated record
AUGGGCAAGAUGAUGAUAACAGAUGUCCUGCACCGCACUUUCGUCAGUGGACUGGCUGCACUAAGCGUGUAUGGGUUAUUCAUGGGCUAUGCUGUGCACCGCGAAACACUAGCCAAAGGGAGAGGUGAGAUGAUGUAUACCACCAAUUUCGCCCAAAGUUUCUGA